Messenger RNA from Fusarium verticillioides 7600, 1313 nucleotides. RefSeq lists its product as hypothetical. The transcript has a single exon. Lineage: Eukaryota; Fungi; Ascomycota; Sordariomycetes; Hypocreales; Nectriaceae. The record is from RefSeq and is a predicted model, not a curated record. Bases 98 to 919 code for a protein of 273 amino acids.
GUUCUGAUCACGCAAUUGGCUGCUGUAAAUUGCCCGCAACAGAAGCUUUGUCCCUCAUCAUGAACUUCAACCUCUCAAUAGCACGCCAGUUUUAAAAAUGACCGAAAGCAACAGUCUGCGACCAAUUUUAGAUCAUAUUGUGGUCUUGGUGUCCAACCAGACGCUGCAAGAACUCCCAAAGCGCCUCGAGAGUGCCCUCACCGUAAUUGAUGGCGGGGCCCACGCAGACGGCCGGACAGUCAACAAACUGAUCGAAUUUUCUGAUGGAGUCUACAUCGAGCUCAUUGCCUUUCAAGAUGGCUUGGAUCCAGAAAAGCGAAAGACGCAUAGAUGGGGAGAGCUGGAAGAGAACACUCUCGUCGACUGGGCUUAUACACUCCCUGAUGAAAAGGACUUUGCAGUGAUCCAACAGCGGGUCAAGGAAGCUAACUCUAAGAUUAUUUACCACGAUCCAAUCGCUGGCGGUCGUAUCAGACCAGAUGGAGUUGAGCUAAAGUGGUCCGUUGCUUCUGCCUACACCACUUCCGGCAAGGCUGUGCAUACAGGGAAAGCACCAUUUUGGUGUCUCGACCGCACUCCGAGACACUUACGAGUUCCCUACAAAGAAGACGAUGGAUCAGACCCUUCCUACACGAAGCAUCCUUCUGGUGCGAUUGGAGUCUCGGGAGUUUCGAUCUCAGUGCCCAAGGAGGAACAUGAUGCCAUUGCUGGGGUUUACGACGGAAUUCAUGGAUCCAUUACUGAGGAGGGCAAAUGGCCUUUCGUUGUUCACUCUGGUUCUACGAAGGGGAAGCAAGAGAUUACCCUGGAAAGCAGCCAAAAUCAGGAGAGGCAUAUCCAUCUCACCCUUCUUGGUGAUGAGGGCAGCCCUGAAAGCAUUGAGAUUCUGCCUGGUUUGAAGUUUAGCUUCGAGUCCUAAUGGGUUGAGUAGGGAGACUAAGGAGCUUCUGUAAAUAUCUAAACCAGAUUUUCGGGGUACUUAGAUACAGACAUACAAUCUUUCACAAAGAACAGGGGCCUCACAUACAACACAGUAUUUCAUAUCGCUAAACACAUGCUGCAUUUGUCAAGAAUUGUGUUACUUUGCGAAUUUCUAUACUGUGUAUAAGCUAUCUCAGAAGCUUCAGAAUACAAGUCAUGCCGAAGUCGGACCCCAAUUUAUGACAGGCUGGCACUUCACGUCAUGGCUUUGGCUUUGAGGUCCUUACGGGAAGGAUUGGUGCCCUUAGAGUCUACUUGCGAACCAUCAGGUUGACAGAUCGCCGAGUAUCUGCCAUUUCAGCUGCCAAGAAUGAAUCAAAUUUGGAUACUUG